AAAGUUGAAAAUGGACUCAGAUGAAGACUCAGAUGAGGAUAGUGAUGAAGAUGACGACGAUGAUGAUGACGACGAUGACGACGACAAAGAGGUAAAGGCUGUUGAAAAGAGCCCCAUCAAAACCCCUCAAAAAAGAUCAAAGCGGGUACAUACCUGCUCUGUGAGGACUGAUUCCUGCCCUGAGGAGGGACGACAGACGAGCACUUCUGUCACAUGCUCUCUCAUCCCCCCAUCCUGAAUGCUUUCUUCUCUUCUCACAGCGUUUCAAUCUCUCACUCUCUCUUUCUUUAGCCGUCUCGAGACGUCUCUAUCUUUGAAC
Messenger RNA from Sinocyclocheilus grahami, 319 nucleotides. Its product is annotated as nucleoplasmin-like protein NO29. The record is from RefSeq and is a predicted model, not a curated record. The transcript is spliced from 3 exons. NCBI's taxonomy places the organism in Eukaryota, Metazoa, Chordata, Actinopteri, Cypriniformes, Cyprinidae. The coding region runs from base 11 to 238 and encodes 75 amino acids.